This is a messenger RNA of Naumovozyma castellii, 3819 nucleotides long. RefSeq lists its product as uncharacterized. The record is from RefSeq and is a predicted model, not a curated record. The transcript has a single exon. Bases 1 to 3819 code for a protein of 1272 amino acids. NCBI's taxonomy places the organism in Eukaryota, Fungi, Ascomycota, Saccharomycetes, Saccharomycetales, Saccharomycetaceae.
AUGGCACGUGUUGUAUCUGAUACAUCAUCAUUCAGUUCUGGAAAUCUCCCCAUCAUUUGUUCCAACCCGUCGCCAUUUAAGACCACCGAUGAGGAGAGAAGAACCGCAUAUCGUCAUGCUCUUCAAAUAGUCUUACUUGAGUAUAGUCAUGAACCAAGGUUUCAGAAGCAAUAUAUGCAACAAGGAGCUCUUUCGGAAAGAAAAGACGUGUCGAAUAUAACUCUUUCAAUGACUCAAAGUAAUCGUGAUCCGAUGGCCACAACAUUUUCAGAAGAGCAAGCACUGAACUAUGUUUUAACUCUUUUACGUGAGUACAUUUACAAAAUUAUUAUAAGAGAGGUCGACCUACAAAAUGAAAAUUUAAGAAGAAGUUACUCUAGAUUUUACGGUAAUAUCUUAGCUGGGGGCCCUCCAUCAGCUAUGACAGUUGAAGAACUUAUAAUGCAAUUCUCAAAGGCAGCCAGUAAUGAAUUAUGUAAACUUCCUAUUAAGGAUGUUUCUAAGGAAGUAACAAAAGAGACUGAAGAAUUUGUGAACUUCUUACUUAGUUUGGUACCGAAGGAAGCGCCUACCCUUUCCCAAAAGAUAAAGAAUAUUAGAGACAUUCAAAAAGUAAGAAAGCCUGUUUCUAAUCGACGUCCUUUACCGAGACAACAAUUAGAUGGAACUCAAAUUAAUCGGCCAAAUUUCACUGUAUCAAGUAUUACCCACGCGAAAUACUUCGCUAAUUUAUUUGAAGUGGAAGAUGAUUAUUUGCAACGAGACAUUGACGUCAUUCUGCCGAAUGUUACUAGUAAAAUAUAUUGUUGGGAAUUAUCUCGUUUGAGCAACAAUUUGAAAAAAGGGAAGGGAUCAUUGUCAAGAAAUGAUUUUCAUAAUGAACGUGAGUACAAUUCAUGGAAAAAUUAUGAACAGGGUGAAAUUGCAUCCCAACUUGAUCGGUUUGGCGUUGAGAGCCGAGACCUAGCUUCAAUGAACUUUCCGAACAUUAUUCCACAAUACCCUCGUGAAACCUUCGUAGCAUUGCUGUGUUUUGUUUUUAGAAAAGAGUGUCCAGCAGAUAGCAAAUCUAUUAACUUAUCUCAAGCAGCGAUGUUUUUCCUAACGAAAUGUUCCAAGUAUUGGAGAGUAGAUUUCCCAACGACCUUGGCUGCAUUAGUUUAUAGUGCAGCCAAUAAGAGCAUAUUGUCACAAGAUUUUUUGAAUCCAGAAUUAACGGAAAAUCUUUUCAGCAUGAUACGCAGAAGGAUUUUAAAAUCAGAUGAUAAUAUAGACACUUCUAUAUGGAAUACUACCGACCGGGAUCAAUGGAUACUUAAUCUGUUAACUACAGGUAAACAAUGUAUUAACUCCUUGUGUGGCUUAAUUUCACAAUUAUACGAGGAACCAAAGCCAACUUUUUCUCCAAUACUACGAUUCUAUUUUCAAUAUAUUGAAGAAGAUCCAUUCAUUUCAUCUUUACUGGAAAGCAAUAAAUUUACAGAAAAGAGCAAAUGGAUAAAAAAAUUAAGGAAAAAACUCAAGGAUACCAGUGUAGACUUUUAUAUGUCCCAGAUAAGGAAAAUUCCAAGAGAUAACACUAUCGAGUUUCAACACUAUCAAGAUGUAGUUGAAUCAAUUUAUAGGCAAAUUAAGCUCUUACAAAAGAAAUACAGCAAGCCUCUAUUGGAUAUGAUAAAUAUCCCUGUUAGUUGUGCUGAUAUAUUACUGAAGGUUUUCUGUACCGAUGUAGUCAAGAUACUGGGGACUAUUGAAAAAAAGGGAAAGAAAGACUCACUUGGUCCUAGUAAUGCCCUCGACCUAUAUAAAAGUAUGAAGGAUUUAAGGUUUAUCUACGUUCAAGUUGAGACAGAGGAGGACUUUCCCAUUAAAUUGGAAGACUUCUUUAACAAAUAUCUAAGGCGUUUGUGUAAUGAAGCCACCCUGACUGAAGAUAAAAUUAUAAAGAAGUCGUUAAAGGAUGAAAAAUGGGAAAGUAUACAUGACGAUGCAAGAAUUAGUUUUUCAGUGACGGAUAUCUUCAAAUCCAUUAAUCAGAAUAUUAAGAUGUUUCAAGAAAUUGAAUGGGGAGACGAAUAUCAAAUAGCAAAAGUUCUUACUAAGCUACUCAACUCUUUUUUGGAUGGAUUACAAUUUUACAGCAAAUUUGUUCUCGAUUUAAUUCAAAGAGAUAUGCAAGGAAAUAGUGCAACUAUGGCCCCAGAGGGGACGACUAGGACAACCGAAAAGAAUGUCUCAGCACGCCCAAGCAGCACAUUACUUCAUGGAUUAAGAAAGGUAGUUGGAGGAUCUUCGUCUUCAUCUUCGUCAAACGUGCCACCCCCCUAUCAGUAUAAAGUCCAAACCUGUGUUAUGUUGAACGAUUUGUACCAAAUGAAAUCAAACAUCAGCACUAUAGAAGAUUUAGUAAAUCCAGAGAGGCUUUCAUCUAUUAUAAAGAACCAUGAGAAGUCAACCAAAACCUUAAAAAGACAUAGUUCCGUAACUCCAUCGGUUAUGCAUCAAUUCUAUACAAUCAGAGUUGUUGAAGCAAAUGAUAUCAAAGGUUUUAGUAAUGAUGGCUUAUCAAAUACUUCCGUGACACUACAAAAUAUUGAUGCUCGGAUGGAAAUUGGUUCUACACAAAUAAUUCAUAAAUCAGUGAAUCCGAAAUGGGACCAAGAGUUUGAAGUAGAUCUUCCAUAUAAUAAAGCAUGUUCUAUUUCAAUUAAAUUUUGGCAUCACCCCACGAAUAGAUUCAAGUCACUUGGUGGAGACGAAAUUUGUGGUACCGCAAUGUUGACUCUUGAUCCAAAACGUUUUAAAGAUGAUGGAUACCCAAAUGAUGUUUCAUUGCCAUUGAAUGAUCAAGGGAUGAUAUAUCUACAAGUUUCUCUUGAAAGCGAGAAGGAUGACGUAUCUUUUUCACUAGGGAAAUCGUAUCGUACUUUGGAUAGAACAUGUGAUAGAGUUCUAGAUUUGAUUGUAGAAAAAUUUACAUUAUUUAUUAAGUUUUCAUUUUCCAGAGAAACUUUGGUUUCCUUGCAUGGAUCGGAAGGGACUAAUCAGGUUACAGAGGAUCAAAUUGGUGAUGCAAUUGUCCCUUUAUAUAACUAUAUCGACUUGAAUUUGAAUAUUCUAGGCUCGGGAGUCUCAACAGAACUACUAAAUGCAAUUAUUUUGAAGGUAUGGUUAGUCAUUAUGACAAGCGCGGAUUUUCUAAUGUUACCAUCAUUAUCAACAGCAGAACAAAAGCACAGAAGCAAGUCUAGUAGAAUGUCUCUCUGGGGGGGACAUUCUCAUGAUAUUUCUGGUUAUGGUCGACCAUUAACUUUUAAUGAAAUUAAAACAAUUUUUAGAUGGCUACGGAGUAUCUCAGUAGAUUUCCUCUAUAAUAAUGGACAAGGACCACCUUUAAAAGAAUUGCAUAAUCAUUAUUAUGAGAAUUUACAGAUAAUUUUGAAAUAUUACGACAAAAACGUUCACAGUUUAAAAAAAAAGGUUGAAAAAUUAAUGGCUCAGUUGGAUGACCAAGUGAAGAAGCUUGGUAAAGAUUACUCACCAAAAAGAUAUGUAACUGUGUUGCAGCGUCAAAAAACAAUUAUGGGAAACUCCUCUAGUAAGAAAAGAAUGGAAUUAGAGAACCAGGUUAAAAUAGAGCAGAACACUCCAUACGAAAAGACAACAGAAUUGUUGGACAUAGUAUUACGAAUCUUGAUAGCUAAAGGAGAAGGAAAAUAUGUUAGGGCCUGUCAAGCUACUCGCAAGAAAAAAGAGCAUGAAUUAGAAACAAAAAGAAAGGUUAAUGCUGCAAUCAAAGGGAAAAGGUUGAGCAAGUAG